GUCUCAGAAAGGGUUUGCUGUUGCAUAGUGCUUUGUGCUACUUCUGAAAUUUGGAGAAAUGGCACCCGUGAAAAAGGGCAUUCUUGAGCGUCUGAAUGCGGGCGAGGUUGUCAUUGGAGACGGAGGCUUUGUGUUCGCCCUGGAGAAGAGGGGUUAUGUGAAGGCAGGACCCUGGACUCCUGAGGCCACCGUGACACACCCUGAAGCAGUUCGACAGCUGCACAGGGAAUUCUUGAGAGCCGGGUCGAAUGUCAUGCAAACUUUUACAUUCUACGCCAGUGAUGACAAACUAGAGAACAGAGGCAACAACCUGCGGCUCACUGGGCAGCAAAUCAAUGAGGCCGCAUGUGACCUUGCCAGGGAGGUGGCCAAUGAGGGUGAUGCCUUGGUUGCAGGCGGAGUCUCCCAGACACCCUCCUACCUGAGCUGCAAGAGCGAGAGUGAUGUGAAGUCUAUCUUCAAAAAACAGAUGGAUGUCUUUAUCAAGAAGAACGUGGACUUUUUGAUUGCUGAGUACUUUGAACAUGCAGAGGAGGCUGAGUGGGCCGUCCAGGUUCUGAAGACCAGCGGGAAGCCUGUCGCAGCCACGUUGUGCAUCGGACCUGAGGGAGAUCUGAAUGGAGUCAGUCCAGGAGACUGCGCAGUAAGGCUGGUCAAGGCUGGAGCCCAGAUUGUUGGGGUCAAUUGUCACUUUGACCCCAUGACCUGUGUGAAGGCAGUGAAGCUCAUGAAGGAGGGGGUGGAGCGUGCUGGACUCAAAGCUCACUACAUGGUCCAGCCCUUAGCUUUCCACACCCCAGACUGCAACCGCCAGGGCUUCAUUGACCUGCCUGAGUUCCCCUUCGCAUUGGAACCCAGAAUCCUGAGCAGAUGGGACAUGCACAAGUACGCCAGGGAGGCAUACAAAGUGGGCAUCCGCUACAUCGGGGGCUGCUGCGGGUUCGAGCCCUACCACAUCCGCGCUGUAGCAGAGGAACUGGCAGCUGAGAGAGGUUUUAAACCCGCUGCUUCUGAGAAACAUGGAAUGUGGGGCAGUGGCCUAGAGAUGCACACCAAGCCCUGGGUCCGAGCCAGGUCCCGCCGUGAGUAUUGGGAGAAGAUUCAGCCUGCAUCUGGGCGUCCCACAUGCCCCUCGAUGUCCACCCCGGAAGGCUGGGGAGUGACCAAGGGACACGCCGAUCUGAUCCAGCACAAGGAGGCCACCAGUGAACAGGAGAUCCGACACCUCCUGGAAAUGCAGAAGAAGGCCAAGGCCAGCACAUGAAGUCAAGACUAACACCAGGAGGGAGAGACAGCGAGAGGGAGAGAGAAAGCCUCAGGACAAUGCAAGCAUCUGAGCCAGAUCACCUAGUUGCUGUCACUCAAGCAAAGGAUGCAAGACAAGCCACGCCCCCAGCACAAUCCCAUAUCAGCUGAUAGAUAUUAAGCACAUGCAACAGCCGGUUUUGCUUUGAAAUAAAUAUCUGAGCAUUACCCCGAAACCCUGUUAUAAUAAACCAAACUUACAGCCCAUGUUGCUGUGUGAUGAGUU
Molecule: messenger RNA, 1531 nt
Organism: Megalops cyprinoides (Indo-Pacific tarpon)
Lineage: Eukaryota; Metazoa; Chordata; Actinopteri; Elopiformes; Megalopidae
Product: betaine--homocysteine S-methyltransferase 1-like
Exons: 8
Coding region: 59-1264 (401 amino acids)
Molecular function (GO): zinc ion binding; betaine-homocysteine S-methyltransferase activity
Source: RefSeq, a predicted model, not a curated record